This is a messenger RNA of Andrographis paniculata, 1289 nucleotides long. RefSeq names its product probable galacturonosyltransferase-like 1. The record is from RefSeq and is a predicted model, not a curated record. The transcript has a single exon. NCBI's taxonomy places the organism in Eukaryota, Viridiplantae, Streptophyta, Magnoliopsida, Lamiales, Acanthaceae. The coding region runs from base 63 to 1118 and encodes 351 amino acids. Gene Ontology annotation, molecular function: glycosyltransferase activity. Gene Ontology annotation, cellular component: Golgi apparatus.
CAUUUGAGUAUUAAAUCUCAGUUCCUCACUCGUUCCAAAAUCUUGAGGACAAAUUAAUCCCCAUGAAGCAAGAACAACUGCUGCUCCUGUUCAUCCCUUUCUUUCUCAUAAUCCCAACUUCUUGUCUUGCACGAAAUUACGACGAUGUCGGAAUCUUGAUCGAGAACAAAAAAUUCCGACAGGCCCCGGAAUUCUACAAUUCCCAAGAAUGCCCUCGGGUUUUACCAAAUUCUUUCGUUUGUUCCGGCGAGGUUGUCCAUGUGGCAAUGACGCUCGACGGCGCGUACCUCCGGGGAUCCAUGGCGGCGAUUCUGUCGAUCCUCCAGCACACCUCGUGUCCGCAGAAUGUCUUUUUUCAUUUCGUCGUCUCCGCGUCUGUCGACGCGUCGCUCCUACGCGCCUCCGUGGCCGCCUCCUUCCCGUACCUGAAAUUCGGGGUUUACAAGUUCGAUGACUCCGCCGUCGCCCGGCUCAUCUCCACCUCCAUCCGCUCCGCCCUCGACUGCCCGCUGAACUACGCCCGGAGCUACCUGGCGAGCCUCCUGCCGCCGUGCGUCCGCCGCGUGGUGUACCUCGACUCCGAUCUAAUCCUCGUCGACGACAUUGCGAAGCUCGCCGCCACUCCCCUCGCCGGCGAGACCGUCCUCGCCGCGCCGGAGUACUGCACCGCCGAUUUCGCCGCCUACUUCACCCCGACGUUCUGGUCCAGCCCUUCCCUCUCGGCGACGUUCGCCGACCGGAAAGCUUGCUACUUCAACACCGGCGUGAUGGUCAUCGAUCUGCAGCGGUGGCGGGCGGGGGACUACACGACGAAGAUCGAAGAAUGGAUGGAGUUGCAGAAGAGAAUGAGGAUCUACGAAUUAGGAUCCCUGCCGCCGUUCCUGCUGGUGUUCGCCGGCCGCAUAUCGCCGGUGGAUCACCGGUGGAAUCAGCACGGUUUGGGAGGAGAUAAUUUCCGGGGACUUUGCCGGAAUCUGCAUCCGGGGCCGGUGAGUCUGCUGCACUGGAGCGGCAAAGGGAAGCCAUGGGCGCGGCUCGACGCCGGAAAUCCGUGCCCGUUGGAUACACUUUGGGCGCCAUUCGAUCUUUCGAAGCUUCAGUAUUCCAUUGAUUCUUGAAACUGAUCAUAAAUGCAGACCUGACCGCCAUUGUUGGAACACAAAAGCAACCUUUUUUUUUUUGUACCUGGAUUUCUUGAAUCAGGGGUAAAUGAUAUAAUCAUCAUCGAAUUGUAAAUACCCUUUUUACAGCAGUUUCUAUUGAAGAAGGGAUUUUCGUUUUUGAUCCAA